AUGACCGACGGUGAGCACGCCAAGCCAGGUGCGGCAGACAUGGACACCAUCACCGCCCUUAGCGUGCGAGAGCAGGUGGAGGCUUUGGCGCAGGCUUUGUUGCGGGAGUUUAUGCACCGCCGCGGCUACACGAAAACGCUGCAGAUGUUUGACCGCGAGUGCCCGCGUGACGCGCGCACAAUUGCCUCCCGCCAGCUGAUGCGACAGCUACUGGAGAUCCCUGCGCAUGCGUUUCCCUCACGACUGAGCGCCCCCGCAGAGGUGGCGGUGGACACCGACAAAAAAGAUAGAAAGAAGAAUAAGCAUCCGCCUCCGACGUACAUGGAGGAGCUGUGUUCCUACCGACUACAGAAGCGGGAGGUGCAACAACGUUGGCAGCAGGCGGAGGAGCAGAGGCGAACAGGAGCGGAGGCGGUGCUGACGGUGAAAGAUCCCAGUGAUGCGGAGAUGGAGGAGUGGCGCGGGGCUGCGACGGAAAGGGAGCGGCGUAUUGCGGAGGCACACGAGCGAAUUGCGCGAAAACAGCGGAAACGGGACAAACUGCGAAAGAAGCGGGAUAAAAAGCGACAAAAGCAGUCUGAGGCGGAGGACGGGUGUGGGGGCAUGGCGCAGGUCUCCCACGCUGCCGCGUCCCAUCAUCAUGGGAAGCACCAUCGGCGCCCUGACGACAUCAGCGACGACGACGAGCUGUUGCACCCUGUGGGCGGGUGGGCGCGGCGCCAGAACAGUGGCAGCGCGGAUGAUGGCGGCGGGGUCGGUGGUGGAGGCGUGCUUGGCAGCGCCGCACACGGCAGACUGGCGGAGCCGGAGUUUCUUUUUGGUCGGCUGGAUAGGCAGGGCGAGGGCCGUUUGACAGGCCACGCGGUGGGCUCGCACUGGGCGCCGAGUAGCGGGGAAAUGCCGGGUUCGCUGGGAUCGGGGGGAGGCACCCCAUUUAUCCCGGACGCUCCCGCGGUGGCGUCGUCAGUGACCGGGGCCUCCGCCACCACUAGUGCUGCCUCCGAGCGAGCACCUUUUUUUCUCGUGGGCGAAGGCAUGUCACUCAUGUCGGAGCGAAUGCAGGCGGCAAAGCGGCAUAACGCGUCAGAGGAUUGGCGACUGCCAGCACCGAUGCCGCUGGCAUCGUCCUCUAUCUUACCCGCCUCUGUCAUGCGAGAGGUCGGCGCUACUGGUGGUGGCGGGAGCCGCGGCAUGCGAGACGGCGCCGGGUUCGUAUUGAAGUCGGCGUCAAGUGCGCGGCCGCGGCAUGCCUCGCGCGAAAUCAGUCAAGCGGGGUCGGUGCUGGCCUUUCCCUACGCCACGGCCGGGUGGCAAACAAUGAGCCACAGCCCCAGCAGCCACGCGCGCAGCCUCUCCACUUCGGCGGAGGAAACGUCCCCCGUCUCUAUCCCUCCCGCGCCGGCGAGCGGCAUCUUGAAGUUGUCGUCGGAGCCUCGUCGCGGGUUUGAUGGUAAUGCCCGCCCUGCGUGUAGCGCAAUGCGUAAAAUUACCACAUCGAAAGAUGCUCUCCCCGGCAACAGCAAAGACGAUGCAGCAGGAGGCGAAACAAACGGCAACGAACGUGAACAGUCAUCGGGGAGGAAGAAGCGCAAGGUGACCAUCCUGGUAGACUAG
Messenger RNA from Trypanosoma rangeli, 1614 nucleotides. RefSeq lists its product as uncharacterized. Bases 1 to 1614 code for a protein of 537 amino acids. Lineage: Eukaryota; Euglenozoa; Kinetoplastea; Trypanosomatida; Trypanosomatidae. The record is from RefSeq and is a predicted model, not a curated record. The transcript has a single exon.